Messenger RNA from Halichondria panicea, 4187 nucleotides. RefSeq lists its product as uncharacterized. The transcript has 32 exons. Bases 34 to 4050 code for a protein of 1338 amino acids. The record is from RefSeq and is a predicted model, not a curated record. Gene Ontology annotation, molecular function: scavenger receptor activity; protein binding. Lineage: Eukaryota; Metazoa; Porifera; Demospongiae; Suberitida; Halichondriidae.
GAGAAAAUAAACAGUGCAAGCUCUAAAACAGUUAUGGCGACCAGUGUUCUAGCAGCAGCAGUUCUCUUGUUCUCUGUGCUAGUAAUACCUACUCAAGGACAGGAUUGUUCCCCUCUGCCUUGCUUUGGUUGCUCAGACACAGGCUCAGCCAUCACCAUCACUUGUGCUGGUGGAGGAUUGACUUCAUUCCCUUCCCUACCAGACGAUGUGCAGCCUCGAGUAGAUGAGCUAGUCCUCCGUAGCAACCAGAUUACAGAGCUAACUACUGCAGACCUUGUCAAUUACACCAUAUUGGAGACUCUGGAUUUGUCUUUCAACAAUUUGUCAUCCAUUGAGUUUGGCAGUUUUGGGAGCAACGUUAACCUAGAGGAACUGGAUCUGAGCAAUAAUCGGUUGACUCACAUUUCAGAGAAUCUGUUCGAAAACACAAGUCUUACAACACUAGUUUUGUCGAACAAUCUCCUGAGGAGCAUCACUGCUGAUACAUUCAAUGGCUUGCAAUUUUUUCCCAUCAUAAAUCUUGGCAAUAAUAUCUUUGAGUCACUACCCAGUGAUCUCUUCUCUUCACUGCCAAGCAGAAUCGCAGAAUUGAUAUUGGUUGGGAAUCCUCUUGUAUGCGACUGCCACUUGAGAUGGUUAUUCUCCUUCCUCGCUGAUACAAAUCAGCAACCACUAGUCUCUGACAUUGGGUUUUGUGAAGCUCCAGUUUUCAACAAUACCAUAGUAGCAGUGAGUAGUAUCGCAGACGCUGAGGAUUUCGGAUGCACGUGUGAGCCGCAGUGUGUGAAUGGAGCAUGCAACACAACUGUUGGAGAAUGUGAAUGUGCAGCAGGGUAUCAUGGAGACAACUGUAGUCUAGAAUGUCCUGAGGGGUACUACGGGGACGAUUGUGCCGGAGUGUGUGCAUGUGAGAAUGGAGCUAGCUGUAAUCACAUCACUGGAGAGUGCAACUGUACAGCUGGAUGGAGAGGAGAAGCAUGCAAUGAAGCCUGUCCUGACGGGUACUAUGGAGAUGGAUGCCAAGCUUGUAUGUGUGAGAAUGGAGCUAGCUGUGAUCACAUAAGCGGUGACUGUGACUGUACUGCUGGAUGGACAGGAUUGCUCUGUGACGAAAAAUGCCCUGAGGGAUACUACGGGGACGAUUGUGCUGGAGUGUGUGCUUGUGAGAAUGGAGCUAGUUGUUAUCACAUCACUGGAGAGUGCAACUGUACAGCUGGGUGGAGAGGAGAAGCAUGCAAUGAAGCCUGUCUCGAAGGAUACUAUGGAGACGGAUGCCAGGCUUGUAUGUGUGAGAAUGAAGCUAGCUGUGAUCACAUAAUAGGUGACUGUGACUGUACUGCUGGAUGGACAGGAUUGCUCUGUGACGAUGAAUGCCCUGAGGGGUACUACGGAGACGAUUGUGCUGGAGUGUGUGCUUGUGAGAAUGUAGCUAGGUGUGAUCACAUCACUGGAGAGUGUAACUGUCCAGCUGGGUGGACAGGAGAAGCAUGCAGCGAAGAAUGUGAAGAAGGCACAUACGGACCUGACUGUAUCCAUGACUGUGAAUGUAGAACAAGAGUGGAGUCUUGUAAUCGAUUUAAUGGAACCUGCACAUGUAAAAUGGACCCACCGGAUUGUGAGGUGUACACCACGCAGCCUAACACUAAUACCAACCCAUCUACUGCUAUUGUAACCCCAAGUGACUCUACUCCAGGUGCUACGGCAUCGUCCCCGGCCCUGUCAACUGGAGCUACUUUGGCGAUAAUUGUCGGUGUUACAGCUGCCGUUUUUGUAGUACUAGUCGCAGUAAUAGUGAUACUAGGAAUUGGGACACGUUUAUUGAAGAAAAAGAUGCGAAUAUCUCCUUCGUAUUCUACUCCAGGAGGUGCACUGAUCCAGUCCGAGUCACAUGAUGUUGAAGGAGGAACAAGUAGACGAUCGUCUGGUGUGUGCCCCACAGCACCUCCUCAGACAUUCUGCAGAGCAGACCACCCACCAUCUUAUGAAGAGGUGGUCACUCAUAAUAUUGGAGUAAAUGCAAAGGAUUUUGAACACAGCACAACAAAAAAGAUAAAUAUGAGAGAAGCUCUUGUCUUGCUGGUGGUUGCAUGUCUAGUCAAGUCAGUUUUUAGUCAAGAUUGUCCAGAGGGAUGCUUUGGCUGUAAUGGAGUUUCAACCAGUAGAGUGAUAUGCUCAAAUGCUGGCCUCACUAGCUUCCCUCUCUUCCCUGUGGAUGUGCAGCAAAAUGUGGAGGAACUGAACCUUCAAGCUAACAACUUUAGUGUUUUGGCCAGGGACGACCUGCAAAACUAUACCAGCUUGACUGCACUAGACCUUUCCUUCAUUGGGCUGAGAGUGAUUGAAGAGGGGAGUUUUACAAACACAACAGCUCUAGAAGAAUUAGAACUGGAUGGAAAUCUCCUUACUGAGAUUCCUGACAACUUAUUUGAGUUCACACAACUUACAACACUCAAUCUCCUUCAAAACAACAUUGGGAACAUUUCAGCUGCAACCUUCAUAGGUGUUCAAUCAUUCGGUACCAUCAAUCUGCAAGACAAUGUGAUUCGAACUAUUCCGGACGAUACAUUCUCAGCACUUGGUAGACUCAGUGAGCUCAACCUUGGAGGGAAUCCAUUACGAUGCGACUGUGAGCUGCGAUGGUUCCCCGAGUUCCUAGCCGACACCUCCACUUCUCCUUUGCUACCUCUGGAGGCCACCUGCAACUUCCCGUUGAAUCUAAACGGACAGAAUAUACGAGAUUUUUCUGUCGAUGAUUUUUUGUGCAAUUGCUCUCCGAUGUGUGUGAACGGCAGCUGUGAUAUGUCCGUGGGAGAGUGUGUCUGCGAGGAUGGUUACAUUGGCAACGAUUGCAGUACAGAGUGUUCUGUUGGUAGUUAUGGUACAGGAUGUCAGAAUAUGUGCAGCUGUGUGACUGAGCACGAGUCAAGGCCGUGUAACCAUGUCGAUGGUAGCUGUACCUGUAGACCUGGAUACACUGGGGCCUCUUGUCAACUAGAAUGCCCUGAGGGAUACUACGGCCAAGAUUGUCUGGAGGAGUGUGGGUGUCAAAAUGGAGCAGACUGUGACUUUAUAAGUGGCUUCUGCAACUGCACCAUUGGCUAUAUGGGAAUGUUCUGUGAUCAAAUCUGCCCUCCUCUGUUGUAUGGACAAGACUGCUCUCUAACGUGCAGCUGUACGACAGGCAACUGUCAUCACAUCACUGGAGAAUGCGCUUGUCCCAUCGGCUAUUUUGGAACCAACUGUAAUCACAAUUGUACCGAAGUGCCAAACUGUGUGAGUGUAGGAAGAGAAGAAUGUUCACUCUUAACGCCCGAGCAAACUUGUGGUGCUUGCCUCCAAGGUCACGUGGGGGCAGCUGGAACAGGCAACAAUGAAUGCAUACAGUGCUCUGGAUCUCCUGAUUGUGGAGCAUUAAAUAGGGAGCCUUGCAACCAAGUGGAGAACACAUGUGGCCCGUGCUUUCCUAGGCAUCUUGGUGAAACUGGCUAUAGCAACGAAUCUUGCUUUGACCCUUGUAUUGAUGGUGUCCUAAACUACGAUGAGACAGACAUUGAUUGCGGUGGCCUCCUCUGUCCCUCCUGUCAGCUUGGAGACGAAUGUACAUUGUCUGAUGAUUGUGGAGACAGAUCAGUGUGCCUAGGAGUGUACCUGCAUCCCAGUGGAAUCAGCUAUCCAAUAGACCCUAGGGACAACAACACUUGCGUUGGUGACACUUCAGUGGGUGAGUCUGUUCUCAGUAGGUUUAAGGCGGCUUUACAAGGGAGGAUAGAGCCACUAGCGAAUGUGAACCCUUUCUUCACACAAUAUGAGCUGGAGCAAGAAGUAGGGGAAGAGAUCAUAUCUCAAUUUGAGGUUGGGGGGCCACUGCGAUCAGUGGUCAUUUCAGAGCUGAAGCAAGGACCUGGGGAGCUCCUUUAUCAGACGUAUGUUGAGGUACAAGGGUCACCUGAAAACAGCUUCUCACGAAUGAUUGAGAAUAUACACAACGGAAAGUUAAAGGGAACGCUUUUAUUGAAUGAGAAGGACAAAAAAGCACUGUUUAAUUUCUGAACAUAACACACACAGUAUAAUUAUUAAGUGUAUUAAGUAUGAUUUCACAUGUAGGUAUGAUACUGUUCUGUUCAUGUUUGUUUCUCUUUAUGGCCCUCACUCAAUGUCUUUUGUUGGUAACAUCUUGGAGAGCAUUC